UUACUUCAGCAUCAGAGGUCAUUUUAAUUAAAGAUGAUAACAUUACUAAGACUAUUCUCUUUCAGUUUCAAGCUUCUUCUGUUGUUUUCUCUCUCAAUAUCUUCUCUGUGAGUAAGGUUAUACACACUUCAGAUUAUAAGUAUUUAGCUCUGA
Molecule: messenger RNA, 153 nt
Organism: Blastomyces gilchristii SLH14081
Lineage: Eukaryota; Fungi; Ascomycota; Eurotiomycetes; Onygenales; Ajellomycetaceae
Exons: 1
Source: RefSeq, a predicted model, not a curated record